UUAACCCUUUCCAACCGGCUCUAACCGAGCGUGAGCAUCGAGAAAAAAAAAUCCUGGCGCUAAAAUAUUACGUUUUUGUGAACGACACCGGCAUCGCUCGAUCGUGCGGCUACCUAGCGUCAAUUAAAUGCCUACCGAAACAAGUUGCGACCGGACAGUGGUGAGCUAGUCAGAGUCGAAGAUGGCUGCGUAUUUUGGGUGCGGAGGUCGGUCACGUACAGUUCUUCGUGAUGAAGAUAUCCUCAAUAUAUUACAAGACGGAAAUGAGUCCGAUAUUGAUGAACUGAAUGAUGAUGUCUUUGAUCCAAAUAUUUUUGGAGACAUCUUGGAUAACCAAAGUCAGGAUUCUUUGGAAGAGCUUAAUAAUGAUCCAAGCUCUAGUUAUUCCAUCUUUCAGCAGCCACCAGCAAGUCAGCAAUCUUCAUCAUCAUCCCAGACUACACCAACUGUACCUCGUCCAGAAGCAAUAGUGUCAUCGGGACGGUCUGGAAUAUGGAGGCAAGUACCAUUCUGUGAUAAAUCUCACGAGUACUCACAGCCACCUUCUGGUCCUGUUCAAUUGCCACAACAUUAUUUUGAGAAUUAUUUUAAUCAUGACUUUUUUGAAAUGGCAUCUACAUGCACAAAUCAAUAUUAUAUGCGCAAAACAGGACAAGAACUUAAAACUAAUGCUCAAGAAAUAGCUAGUCUGUUGGGUAUACAUCUCAUUAUGGGAGUUAUACCAUAUCCCCGUUUACCCAUGUAUUGGAAACUCAACGUCAGAUUGCCACUGAUCGCAGACAGUAUGAGUAGAGAUCGUUUCUUGCAGCUUCGUAAUGCCUUGCAUGUUGUUGAUACUGACACUCCACCACCGCUAAAAGAAAACGAACUGCCUAACCCGCUCUGGAAAGUACAACCCGUCAUUGAUUGUAUUCUACGUGCAUGUUACAAGCUUGAAAGGGUGCCUGGCUUUUAUAGUAUAGAUGAGCAGAUGAUCCCUUUCACUGGACGUUGUCCUGUAAGGCAAGUUGUGAAGAAUAAACCCAGACCCGUGGGAUUGAAAAAUUUUGUAGCAACUACAAGUGAAGGUCUCAUGGUUGACUUUGAAAUAUACAGAGGUGCCAAAACAAUGUUUGGCAAUACCAACCUGGGUCUAGGUCCCUCUGUAGUUCUUCAUUUGGCUAAAACAAUACCACCAGGAAGCUGUAUUUAUCAUGACAGAUUUUUUACAACUGUUCCUUUGAUUGAAGAAUUGGAACGUAAUAAUUUGCACGGUACUGGUACCAUAAUGUUGAAUCGUAUUCCAGGGCGAACUUCAAUCAAAUUUAUGAAGGAUAAAGAUAUGACUCGUGGAGAAAGCCAGCUGUUUUGCAGAGAUCCGGUAGCAUUAGUAAAAUGGAAAGAUAACAAAUCUGUCCUUUUAGUGUCGAAUUGUACUGGAAACGAACAUGUUGAAAUAGUAAAAAGAUGGGACAAACAAACUAGAUCUUAUAUCGAUGUCACUGCUCCUAAGAUUGUGACAAACUACAAUAGUUAUAUGGGGGGUGUAGAUAUUCUGGACCAAAUGAUGGAAUAUUACCGAACAUUUAUUAAAACUAAUAAAUGGACGCUAAAAGUAAUUAUACACUUUUUGGAUUUGGCGGUAGUAAAUUCGUGGCGUCAAUAUAAAAUUGAUUGUGAAGCUGCAAAUUUACCUAAAAAAAAGAUAAUGGAUCUUUUAGAUUUCAAAAUGGCUUUAGCUGAUUCUUUACUUCUAACACCAAUAAAUAGGCGACGACACAAUGACGCUGAAAACGACGAGGAUCUGGCUGAAGACCAACCGCCUGUAAAAAGGAAGUAUAUGCCUUCAAAGCCAUCUGAAGCAAAACGCUAUGAUGGCUAUGAUCAUUUACCGAUGUUUGAUGAUAUUCGGGCCCCACGGACCUGUCGAAUGGAAAACUGUGUGUCACGAAGUAAAAUACGCUGUGUUAAAUGUGAUGUUUACCUCUGCCUCUCAAGAGGUAAAGAUUGUUUUAAGAAUUACCAUUUAAAAAAUUAAUAAUUAAACUUAAUAAAUAAUUAAGCUCAAAGUAUUAUGAGACAAUACGCUUUAAUAUGAU
Messenger RNA from Plodia interpunctella (Indianmeal moth), 2078 nucleotides. RefSeq names its product piggyBac transposable element-derived protein 3-like. Bases 182 to 2017 code for a protein of 611 amino acids. The transcript has 2 exons. NCBI's taxonomy places the organism in Eukaryota, Metazoa, Arthropoda, Insecta, Lepidoptera, Pyralidae. The record is from RefSeq and is a predicted model, not a curated record.